Messenger RNA from Cladophialophora bantiana CBS 173.52, 912 nucleotides. RefSeq lists its product as uncharacterized. The coding region runs from base 1 to 912 and encodes 303 amino acids. The transcript is spliced from 2 exons. The record is from RefSeq and is a predicted model, not a curated record. Lineage: Eukaryota; Fungi; Ascomycota; Eurotiomycetes; Chaetothyriales; Herpotrichiellaceae.
AUGUGCCGCAUUUGUGGGCGCAUGGUAAAAUGCAUCUUUGAUUCAAUGCCCUCGAGGGUGCCAUCGUCACUACUAAACCCUGGCAGAUCUCUACGCCAAACUCGUCAGACAAGAUCUCACCAUGUAUCAUCGCGCACUCUCGUGCAAAGCGCCUUGAAUAUACCCUCGAAACCGGUGGCACCACCACCGACAUUUCUCCUCCCGUUUCGCGCAAAGCUUCACCAGACAAGGACGCAGCAGUCCACCACGACGCCAAUAUCUCAGUUCCAGAGCACCCAGCCCGAGAUUCCUCCCACAUACCUCUCAACCCCGACUGACCAAACGCCUUGCUCCGCUGCCGCGACAGUAUCUCCUUCGACCACGCCAGCGCUCGACCGUCCACUGGUGCUCUCCCGCUCCCUGCAAACCCUCCUCCCCAAGCUACACCUCCAAAAACCCCACUAUGUGGUCGCACACAUUCACCGCUUCCCCUACCUCCUCACGGAGGGCGACAUCCUCCGCCUGCCCUUCCACAUGAAGAACGUUUCCCCCGGCGACGUUCUGCGCUUUAACCGGGCCAGCAUCCUAGGUUCACGAGAUUAUACGCUCAAGGCCGGCGCCGCGUCCACCGAAUCGUACGACAAGCGCCGCACGGGAGAACCAAACUAUCUAGACGAGAGAUUGUUCGAGUGCAGGGUCCGAGUCAUGGGAAUCGAGACCGAGCCCAUGACAUUCAAGGAGAAGAAGAAGAGGCGGAAUCGACACAGGAAGAUUGUGCGGAGUAAGCACAAGUACACCUUGUGCCGCGUUAUGCAGGUCCGUGCCAAGGGUUUGGAUGAAUUAAUCCAAGGAGAGAAGGGGAUGGUGUUACUGGAAGGCCAGGAGAAGGCCGACGCCAACGCCGACGCCGACGCCGACAUCGCCAGUGCUUGA